Messenger RNA from Sardina pilchardus (European sardine), 7559 nucleotides. RefSeq names its product myopalladin (gene mypn). The record is from RefSeq and is a predicted model, not a curated record. The coding region runs from base 260 to 6133 and encodes 1957 amino acids. The transcript has 22 exons. Lineage: Eukaryota; Metazoa; Chordata; Actinopteri; Clupeiformes; Clupeidae.
CCCAGCUACUAGCCUUCAUAUCUCCCCCUUCAAACCCCAAGGUUAACUCUGUGUAAAAAGUAGAGGAAGCACGGGCAGCUGCCCUCGGGCCAGUUUCUCCUGGGGGGCCUUCACUGGACAGCCCCGGAAUACGCUCGGCCACGGGACAAAACACACACACGCCCCACGCCACGCACGUACACAGGUGUGCUUCAAGGACUGCCUGAUCCAGGAGCAGCCUCCUCCGGGUUGAAGAGAAAGAAGCACACAGAACAACAGAAUGGACCAGCCCACAUCACUGUCCCAGUUUUUGCGGGACAACUACCUGGCGGAGGCCAGAGCUCACCACAGACACGGAGAAGGGGGUCGCUCCGACGCGUCCCCCUCGCGGCGUCUCCUGUACGGGACGCACAAAGGCAAGGCCGAGGAUUCUGGGACGCGUGAGGAUCCUCAGCUCCCCGACCUGUCCGCUUUUCUCAGUCAAGAGGAGCUCGACAAAAGUGUCAACCUUGCCAGACAAGCCAUUGGUCACGAGCCCCACGAGAAUGAAAGGUCCGAGGCCAAACCCCUACAGACGGCCCCCUCUUUGGCCCCGGCGGUGACCUCGCCCAUUAUCAAACCCCCUGCGGACAAAACUGAGACCACCUCACUAACACAGCCGUUCACGUCAAACAGGCCGCAGCUCCAAAACCCAACGCCCCUCCAUGACGGUGUCAUGAGGAACAACCGGGCUCCCCGGGAGCCCUCUCAGGACUUCAAGCGGCCCAUGAGGAACCAGCCGUACGGCCUCGAGACUCAGUCCAAAAAGGAGUUCCUCAACAAAGCGGCCGACUUCAUCGAGGAGCUCUCCUCGCUCUUCAAGGCCAACAGCUCCAAGAGGGUACGGCCGCGGUCCUGCAAGGGCCACAGGAGCAGGAACAAGCCCCAGCCGGACGGCAUGGCCUUCAGCCUCAACGUGGCCGAUGAGCGGGAGAGGCCCAUUCACUCCUUCAGCACUGACCCGUCAGAGGCCCUGUGCGGCGAGGACUUUGCCCAACAGGAAGUGGAAAUGGCAGAGCAGGAAACGUUCAUGCCGGGGGACGAUGCCCUGGAGGAGGAAGCUGCGGCCGAAGGGGAGGCCAUGGCCGAGGCCGAGGGCGACUCUGAGGCGGAGGCCAUUGCUGAGGCGGAGGCUGAGGCCCCGGCCUUGCUGGAGGGCCAGACCUCAGAGGAGCCUGUCUACGAGCCGCCCCACUUCAUCCAGAAGAUCAAAAGCCGAGAGGUUCCAGAGGGAAGCAAGGUCCAGCUGGACUGUAUUGUGAGAGGUCUCCCUGUGCCUGAAGUUCGAUGGUUCUGUGAGGGGAAAGAGUUAGAGAACAGCCCUGACAUCCAGAUCAUCAACAACGGAGAACAGCACUCCCUGAUCAUAGCUGAAGCGUUUGAAGAAGACACAGGACGCUACUCCUGCUUCGCCUCCAACUUCUAUGGCACAGACUCAACAUCAGCAGAAAUUUAUAUUGAAGGUGCCUCCUCUUCAGAUUCGGAACCUGAGCAGCAUUUUGACCCUUUAGCACAGGUGCAGACGGAAGCAGUCCAAUCCCAAACCACACUGCCUUCAGCCUCCAGCAGUCAGGCUAAUGCGUUUGUUGAGGACUCGUUGUCUACGCCGGCAACCGUUUAUCCUGAAGCUGCACCACCCUCAGUGGUUCUCACACCGCCAGCCACCAGCGAGGAGCUGUGUCCACCUCCACCUGCCCAAAUCCUCUCCACACCCCUGCCCACACCCCUCCCCACACCCCUGCCCCCUCCCCAGGUGGUCUCUCCACUGGCCCCCCUCCAGCUUGAGCCAGCUCCUCUGACCGUCCAAGACAUCGGUGCGCCAGUCCUCCUCGCGCAGGAGAUUCCUCUCGAGCCUCCCUUACUCGAGCAGCCAGAGGUCACCCAGGUGGCCGCCGCAUCGGUUAGCACUCAGCUGGACUCGAGCCCACCACCACCAGCGCUGCUGCCCCCCCUGGGGGUCCCCUCCUCUCCCCCCGCCCUGACCACCUCCGCGCCUCUGGCCGUCCCCGAGGACACAGCGGCACCUUUGGCUGAAGUGCUUCCCACGUCAUCGUUGCCUCCGCUUGUGGUGUCCACCCAGUCCAACGGGCUCGAGGGUCAGAAUGGAGGCAGCUAUCCACAAGGCUUAGAUGGAAGGCCAAUCAUGGCGGCCCCUGUUUUUACAAAGAGUUUACAGGAUCUGCUUGCGUCGGAGAGCCAGCUGGUGGUGCUAGAGUGCCGUGUGAAAGGAGUGCCCUCCCCCAAGGUGGAGUGGUACAGGGAGGGGACUCUAAUAGAGGACUCGCCUGACUUCAGGAUCCUGCAGAAGAAGCCCAGGUCUAUGGCAGAAUCAGAGGAGAUAUGCACUUUGGUUAUUGCUGAAGUCUUCCCCGAGGACUCCGGAACGUUCACUUGCACGGCCAACAAUAAAUAUGGCACGGUCUCCAGUAUCGCAGCACUGAAAGUGAAAGGCAAAGACACCAAAACAAAUCAUGUAAAAACACUGUCCAGCCUAAAUCUGGAGACCGCACUCAGCACGGUGUCUAAACAGACAGCCUCGGAGUAUAAGGCGUCCAGUGUGAAGUCGCAGCUGGACGGCUCCCUGACCAACUGCAGCAAGGCUUACUCCAGUACCCUCUCCCUCCAUCCCCUCAGCAGCAGUGGCCACCGCUUAGACGCCUACAGCAGCAGCAUGCCCAGCCUUGACCCACUAAGCCUCGGCAGCCCCCACCUUGACGCUUUUAGGUCCACCCUCCCGUGCGCCGCUGACCACCCCACCAGCUUCAGUAUGCCGCGCCUCGACCCGCUGAGCAUUAACCAGAGCGCCCCGCCGUACCAGCCCCCCGGCUCCGUCCCCCUCCAGCUAAACGCCACCGUCCCCAGCCUCUGGCCUAACAACCACCACGCGGCCGACCGCGGUCCACCCACGGAGCCCGGCCCCUUCCCCGGCCCCUUCCCCGUCCCGGCAGCCCCCGCUGAGCCUCUAACCUCCUGCCUCAAACCCCAGCUGGACCAGCCCUCAGCCCGAGACCCCUCGGCCCCGUCGUCCUUCCUCUCCUCUGACCUGCUCAGUGGCGCCAUGUCUCUGCUCUCGAGGGCUGAGAGCAGAGCCAAGCCGCCUGAGCCCAAAUGUACUAUACCCCUCCCAGAUCCCCCGGCCUCCUGCCUUAAGUCCCGACCGGAGGGCGUCCUGGUCAACCACAGAGAGCCACGGUCAGCGUCGCGUGUGGGCCUACGGGUGCACUUCAGACUUCCAGAGGAUGAGGUGCAGGAGGAGGAGGAGGAGGAGGAGGUGGAGAGUGAGGAUGGAUCCAGCACACAUGAGGAGAUGUACUCUUCACCCAAGGAGCCACCCCCUGUCCUGGCCAAACCCAAACUUGUACAAAAUGAUCAAGGACAUACUUUUAUAAGGGACCCCGUUCAGCUCCAGCUGCUCCACAACCAGGUGCUCCUGGAGCAGCAGCAGGAUGGCUCCCCUCAGGAGCCUGCAGCUGCAGCAGCGCCGCUCCACACACCUUUCACGGACUCGUCCUCUGUGCUGCCCAUAACACAUGCACCUGUACAGGCCAGGCCAGCCCCGACCCCCAUCCCGCCUCCCCAGGUUGACUCUAGGCUGGUUCCCCAAUUCAGUCCAGCAGCUCCUCCUGUUCUAUCUCCCAUGAUGCCUCGAGUGGCGUCCACCUCCGCACCUCCCGUUAGCAUGUCUGCACCCCCAGUGCCCAAGCUGGCAGCCCCGCCAGUCAGCCAGAUGCCCCCAAUGAAUAUGGCUGGCAUGAGUGUGAGUGCCGCCCCUCUGCCCCACAUGAGCAUGGCACCUCCGCCCCAGAUGAGCCCCAUGCCCGCUCCAGCCAUGAGCAUGGCCCCUCCCACCUCUAUGUCACGCCCCUAUAGCACGAGCUACAUGCCCACGGUGGGUUCUCCGCCCGUGCCCAAGUUCAUGACCGCGCCCAUGUCGCCGAUGAGCGUAGCCCCCUCGUCCUACCCCAGCGUCAGCUCGUCGAUGCUCAACAUCGCUCCGCUGACCCCUCUGUCUCCGGUGCUGUCCAAACCCCCGAUGGCGCCGCUGAGUCCACCUCCGCCUGUAGCCCAAGCUCCGGCGCCCCAGCACACCCUCCCCCCGCUCCCGCCGGUCAGCUCCCUCUGCACCGGCGCCAGCAACUCCCAGAGCUUCAGCUACGCCAGGCCCAAGGAGUUCAUCGCCGCCCAGACGCUCUCCCCCGUGAGGAGCCCCUCUCCCACGGAGUCGCCGGUGCCCCUGCUCCACGAGCUGGCCGCCGAGCUCAACCUCAAGCUGGCCCGGGAGAUCGGCUCUCCGCUGAGCCCGGCCUCGUCCGUCUCCAACUUCCCCAUGUCUCCGCGCGUCUUCCACACCAGGGUGCUGGAGCCCCCCACGAGCCCCACCAGCGCCACCAGCCCCACGUACGUCUCCUCCCCGACUAUGGUUCCUCCGGCCUUCCUCAACUCCCCGUUUCUACGAGCCCAGUCGCCCCCCCAGGCCUCGUCCCCGACCUCCAGCAGCUCCACGCCCAGCCCCAUCCAGAACCCCGUGGCCUUCCUCAGCAGCGUCCUGCCCUCGCUGUCCUCCCUGGGGGGAUCCCAGUCCACUAACUCCAUGGGCCUGCCAAAGAGGGCCCCCAUUGUGCCUCAGAGCAUUCUGAGGAAGACAGCGCGAAACCAGCGGCUUCCAUCAGAUGAGGAUAUCCGCGAGAGUAAAGAAAGCCUCAUUCACGAUAUCGAGAAAAAGCUGAGAUUUAAAGAAGACACUAUGCGCCAAGGGCCACAGAAGCUGACUUAUGAGGGGAAAGCAGCAAGCAGACCUCUUGGACCAAACAUUCCCACUGCAACUGUCAUUAACUAUGACGAGGAGUACAAGGUGUCGAACUUCGAGCAGAGGCUGAUGAGUGAGAUUGAGUUCCGUCUGGAGAGAACCCCGGUGGAGGAGUCGGACGACGACGUGCAGCACGACGAGAUCCCCACGGGCAAGUGCAUCGCCCCGCUCUUCGACAAGAAGCUGAAGAACUUCCGGGCCAUGGAGGGAGCUCCUCUCACCUUCACCUGUAAAGUAGUUGGAAUCCCCUUCCCAAAGGUCUACUGGUUCAAGGAUGGGAAACAGAUUCUAAAGAAAAACGAUCACUACAAGAAAUACAGGGAGGGCGAUGGAACGUGCGCUCUGCACAUAGAAGCAGUCACCAAUGACGACGACGGCAACUACACAGUCAUGGCUGCCAAUCCACAGGGGAGGAUGAGCUGUUCUGGCCACCUGAUUGUCCAAACGGGUCCUGUUCGGAGUCGGCAGCAAAUUAUCAACUCUCAGAGAGUACGGGCUCGGGUCCAGGAAGUGGAGGAAGGAGAGCCAACCCAGGAGCGCUUCUUCCGACCUCACUUCCUGCAAGCUCCAGGGGACAUGGUGGCGCAUGAGGGGCGGCUCUGCAGACUGGACUGUAAGGUGAGUGGGUUGCCGAACCCAGAGAUCAUGUGGCUCCGGAACGGGCAGCCCGUUUAUCCGGACUUCACUCACCGGAUGCUGGUGAGAGAAAACGGCAUCCACUCGCUCCUCACGGACCCGCUGACGAAGAAGGACGCCGGCACCUACACCUGCAUCGCCUCCAACAAAGCUGGCCAGAGCUCCUUCUGCCUUGAGCUGAGAGUCGUGGAGAAAGAGAUGAAACACCCGCCCCAGUUUGUGGAGAAGCUGCAGAACACGGGCAUCGCCGAGGGCAUCCCCGUCAGACUAGAGUGCCGGGUCGUGGGCAUGCCGCCACCUGCCAUCUUCUGGAAAAAAGACAAUGAGACCAUUCCCCACUCUAGGGAUCGUAUGAGCAUGCAUCAGGAUGCCACUGGAUACGUUUGCCUUCUCAUCCAGCCAACCAGGAAAGAGGAUGCUGGGUGGUAUACAGUUUCAGCCAAGAAUGAGGCUGGCAUCAUUUCAUGUACAGCAAGGCUAGACAUUUAUGCUCAGUGGCACCAGAACAUCCCUCCACUCCCCCAGAAGAAGAGCACGCGCCCGGUGAGCCGAUACGCUGCGCUGACCGGCCAGGGCCUGGACAUCAAGUCAGCCUUCCCCUCCAGCGACAACUGCCCCAUCCUCUUCGCCAGCUCCCCCACGGAGGCCACCCUGGAGAGCGAGGAGCUGUAAGGAGGGGUGUGGGUGGGGCAGGAGGAGGAGGAGGAGGGGGGGGGGGUCUUUGGGACCCCCACCCAGCCAGUUCUUGACCCCUCUCCCUUCCCUCAGACACCACCUGUAGACUGUACCAGAACGAGUCUAGUAUGUUUUUUUGCAGUUUGAUUGUUGUGGUUGACUGUGCUUUCACAGGGUAUAUUCAAAGAGAGUAAUUGCUAGUCAACGAUGCUGUUGUUGCUCUUCGGUCAUCUCUCUAUUUUGUUAUGUUCGUCCUAUCAGGCACGUUGAUGAAAAAAAAAAAAAAAGUCACAGUUUGCUGACAGUAGUGACCUUCGUGUGAGGAUCAUCUCACCGCUUAGUGAUGGGGUUGCAUAGAACGGUACGGUAUCCUACAAGUGGCUGCCAGUGGUGGAAAGUACAGUAUGCAAUGUCAUGAGUGCCAUUUAGUAAUCUCGGUCACUCAUUUCAGAAAGCAGAGGAUUCAUCUCUGCACCAUUCCAAAUGAAUUAAACUAGAUAUUGCUGAUCGAUAGCUAAACUGGUUGUCGGACUUCUCUUCUUUCUCCACUGACUGCCACUUGAGGUUUACCAAUCACAAAUGUGCUGGUCUUUGUCUAUUUUUUUUUUUUACUCGUACGUCUUUGAUAUUUGAUUAACAUGUACACACAUGUUGUUCAGAUAACCUGGAUGAUAAGAUGGUAGUUUAGCAUGACUUCAAAGAGCUCACAAAUCAUUUGAACUGUGGCUUCCAUUUAAUUUGGGAAUCUUCCUGCUUGAUGCUAUGCAAUUCUAUUGGAAUAUUCUGCAAAUCAACAGAUUUGAAUCUCCUUUUGGAUUUUGCAAACAAAUUCAGAAAAUCCGGUACAUUUGACCACACCAGUUGCCUCUCAGUAAUUAUACACAGUACUGAAAUUAUACCAGUGUUGCAUUAUUGUAAAGAUCUUAAUAUCUUAAGGAGUGACUAUGACUGCAUAGUUCAAACACAUUAUCAUUUUUCCAUUGUUAGAACAUAAUCUUUAUUUACUUAAAAGUGACGGCCUCCAUAGUCUUGUGGAAAGGUAACAGAUUAAUGCAUAUUAAUGUGCUAAAUAAUGAACUGAAGACUGAAUACUACUUUAUUUCUCUUACUGAACGUUUGCACAACACCUUAGAUGAGAGUUAUUUAAUAUACAAUAUAUAAGAUAUAUAUAAAAAUGGCCAUUUUGUGAGUUACAAUUUUGUCAACAUAUAUGUGCACUCUUCAAGAAAGCUUUAUUAGACGUUAUUGAAUGGGAUUCAUUGAGAGCCGUGUAUGCUGGGUGGGUGGGUGUGUGGAGAACACUUGAGUUGAAAUGUUAUUUAAUAGAUUUUAUGUUUUAAGGCAAAUAUUCAAUUUGUGUAAAGUUGCACCAUGUAAAAUAGAUGUCUUUUUCUGUGAAUAAAGUUCUAUUUAUUCAAAGAAA